Messenger RNA from Mitosporidium daphniae, 894 nucleotides. Its product is annotated as stress-inducible pyridoxine biosynthesis protein. The record is from RefSeq and is a predicted model, not a curated record. Gene Ontology annotation, molecular function: amine-lyase activity. NCBI's taxonomy places the organism in Eukaryota, Fungi, Microsporidia. The transcript is spliced from 3 exons. Gene Ontology annotation, biological process: pyridoxal 5'-phosphate biosynthetic process; pyridoxine biosynthetic process; amino acid metabolic process. The coding region runs from base 1 to 894 and encodes 297 amino acids.
AUGGAAAGCGACGAAUACAUGCUAAAAUGCGGAUUGGCUUCCAUGUUAAAGGUACAAGCUGUGUGUAACAUUGAGGGCGGUGUCAUCAUGGAUGUUGUCAAUGAAGAGCAGGCAAAGAUUGCCGAGGCUGCAGGUGCCUGUGCCGUGAUGGCACUGGAAAAGGUGCCGGCAGAUAUUAGAGCGUCCGGCGACAUUGCCAGAAUGGCAGAUCCAUCAAUUAUUGAAAAGAUUCAAAGCGCAGUGUCCAUUCCGGUCAUGGCAAAGGUCAGAAUUGGGCACUUUGUGGAGGCAAUGAUACUGGAGCAUUUGAAGGUCGAUUUCAUCGACGAAUCUGAAGUGUUAACCCCGGCAGAUCCAUUCCUCCACAUCGAUAAGCGAGGUUUCAAAAUCCCGUUCGUGUGCGGAUGCAAAAGCUUAAGAGAAGCAUUGAGAAGAAUCAAUGAAGGAGCUGCCAUGAUAAGGACAAAGGGCGAUGCCGGAACCGGAAAUGUAGAGGAGGCCGUUAGACAUGCAAGAAUGUUAGCAAUCGAGAUUCAAGCGCUACGAAAGGCAAUAGAUGCCGACUUUUCAGGAAGAGAAAAUGAGGCCUAUAAAGCCUACUCGAACGAGUUUGGCGUUCACGAGGGCAUAAUCAGGGAAACCGUGAAACUUGGCCGCCUUCCCGUGGUAACAUUUGCGGCCGGUGGGAUUGCAACGCCUGCAGAUGCAGCAAUGAUGAUGCACCUUGGCAUGGACGGCGUGUUUGUCGGAUCGGGCAUUUUUAAAAGCUCCAAUCCGGAGGCGCGAGCAAAGGCAAUCGUGUCUGCCGUAGCCAAUUACAAGUGUCCCUCUAUUUUAAAGGAAGUUUCGAUGGAUUUGGGCAAUUGCAUGAAAUCAUCUAAAAUGAAUAAUUAA